Molecule: messenger RNA, 2532 nt
Organism: Uloborus diversus
Lineage: Eukaryota; Metazoa; Arthropoda; Arachnida; Araneae; Uloboridae
Gene: IleRS-m
Product: isoleucine--tRNA ligase, mitochondrial-like
Exons: 19
Coding region: 31-2532 (833 amino acids)
Biological process (GO): isoleucyl-tRNA aminoacylation
Cellular component (GO): cytosol
Molecular function (GO): isoleucine-tRNA ligase activity; aminoacyl-tRNA deacylase activity; ATP binding
Source: RefSeq, a predicted model, not a curated record
AAACAAACAAAGUAGCGGUCAUGCAAACGAAUGCUAUGGAGGGAUUUCAAAAAUGAAAUAAGGAAAAAUCACUGUGGAAAAACAAAAAUUUAUUUUAGAAGUAUGGGUGUACAUACACAGAAAAUAUUUAAAAUAAUCCCGAUAUGUUUGCACUGGUUAAAAGUUCAUCGACUGCCUUAUUCAACUGACUAUAAAAUAUCCUUACAUUUGCCUCGAACUGAUUUCCCGCAUAAAGUCAGUGCUCACAAUCGUCGGCACCAUGAUCGUAUGAUCGAAACAAAAGCUGGAUUUGAGACACUAUAUGCUUGGCAAAGAGAGCACGGACCAAAAAAGGAGUUUAUUUUACAUGAUGGUCCACCAUAUGCAAAUGGUGACGUUCAUCUUGGACAUGCAGUUAACAAAAUUUUGAAAGACAUAACCGUCAGAAAUAAGGUAUUGAGUGGUUACAAAGUACAUUUUGUUCCUGGUUGGGAUUGCCAUGGACUUCCUAUUGAAUUGAAAGCAUUAAAAGGGAACCAGAAGUCUGAGACUACUGAGCAUCAACUUGCUAUUCGUAAAAAAGCCUAUGAAUUUUCCCAAAAAGCUAAGAAAAAGCAGUUAAUGUCAUUCUUAGAAUGGGGCAUUUUAGCAGACUGGAAAAACCCAUACAUUACAUGUCACCCAGAUUAUAUUGUGCAGCAAUUAAAAAUGUUUCAAAAUUUUUAUGAUCAAGGGAUAAUUUUUCAAGAUUAUAAGCCUGUGUACUGGUCUCCAUUUAACAGCCCAUCAAUAUAUGUGAAAUUUCUUAUUGGAAAGUGUCCAGAUGCAAUAAAACCAAAAUUAGGGACAGAGAACUUAAAUUUAAUGAUCUGGACAACUACACCAUGGACCUUACCAGCUAAUCAAGCUGUAUGUUAUUCUGCUGAUAAAAAGUACAGCAUUGUUUUUUACAAAGACAGAAAUGAGUUUUAUUUAGUUGCAUCUGACCUCAUUGAAAAUUUAUCUGCCAGCCUAAAAAUGGAUCUGUCAAUUUUACAGACAUUUGAAGGUUCUUUAUUGCAAGACAUUACAUAUUACCAUCCUCUUUGCAAGACCAGAGAAUGUCCAGUAAUUCCUGGAGAUCAUGUUACUAUGAUGAAGGGAACUGGUCUAGUACAUUGUGCUCCCAACCAUGGAUUUGAAGAUUAUACUGCUGUAAAGAAAAUUAAUAUGCCUCUUGAUAUAUGCCUAGUAGAUGAAAAUGGCUGUUUCACCUGUGAUGCUGGUGAAAUUUUAAAAGGAAAGUUUGUCUUAGAAUCAGGAUCUCAAACCAUUAUUGAAUCUUUAAAGCAAGAUAUUAUUCUCAAAGAAGAUUUCACUCACAGUUAUCCAUAUGAUUGGAGGAGUAAAACACCAGUUAUUAUAAGAAGUAGCAAUCAAUGGUUUGUUGAUGUGCAACAAAUUAAAGAGCAAGCCAAGAUAUGUUUAGAAAAAGUUGACAUUUAUCCUCAUCAUUUGAAAGAGAGAUUUUUUAAUCAGUUGGAAUCAUCUCCUCAGUGGUGCAUAUCGAGACAAAGAGCAUGGGGCGUGCCCAUACCAGCAUUUUAUGAUGAGAAAAACGGAACUAUUGUUAAUAGAUCGCUGACUGAAAACCUGUGCAAUCUUAUCAUAAAACAUGGCAUACAUUGUUGGUGGGAACUAGAUAUUGAUCAGCUUCUUCCUAAACAAUUGAAAGAACAGUGUAAUCUUUCAGAAAGUACUUACAAGAAGAGUUCCGAUAUAAUAGACAUCUGGUUUGAUAGUGGCAUCAGCUGGAAAAAUGUUUUACCAGAACCACACAUGUCUGAUAUUUGCAUUGAAGGGAUUGAUCAAAUUAGGGGUUGGUUUAAUUCUUCUCUUUUAACCAGUGUGGCAUUUCAGAGACAACCUCCCUAUAAAAAACUAUUUCUGCAUGGUUUUACUACUGAUGCUGAAGGUCGUAAAAUGUCAAAAUCAGAAGGAAAUGUUAUUAGUCCUUCUGAUAUAUUAUGUGGCUUACAGAAAUAUAAUCUUCCUGCAUUAGGAAUUGAUUCCUUACGUUGGUGGGUGGCUUUUCAUGCGUGUCAAUAUGAAAAUGUUGCUGUGAGACCUUCAAUUUUAGAAGAAUGUUUGCAAAAUAUAAAUAAAAUAAGAAAUACUUUCAAGUUUCUGUUGGGAAACUUAUCAGAAUUUGAUUCUUCAAAAGACCUAAUUGAACCAGAAAAAAUGAGACCUUUGGAUCAAUAUAUGCUACAUCAGUUGGUUAACUUUGAUAAAAGGAUAUCUGAAGAUUAUGAUCAAAUGCAGUUCAAGAAUGUCACAAAAAACAUCCUGAACUUUGUAACAAAUGAUGUUUCAUCAUUUUACUGCCAAUUAACCAAAGACAGAUUGUAUUGUGAUUCUAAAGAAUCAGAGGAACGUUUAUCCUGUCAGACAGUAUUAUACUUCAUUUUGAAUAGCUUAAUUCGAUCCUUAGCUGCAGUAUGUCCUCAUUUAGCAGAAGAAGUAGCCCUUCAUCAUCCAAAUAAAAAUAUUGGUAUGCUAUUAUACUUUUAA